Messenger RNA from Drosophila sechellia, 707 nucleotides. RefSeq names its product mitochondrial ribosomal protein S23 (gene mRpS23). Gene Ontology annotation, molecular function: structural constituent of ribosome. The coding region runs from base 88 to 657 and encodes 189 amino acids. Gene Ontology annotation, cellular component: mitochondrion; ribosome. The transcript has 3 exons. Lineage: Eukaryota; Metazoa; Arthropoda; Insecta; Diptera; Drosophilidae. Gene Ontology annotation, biological process: translation. The record is from RefSeq and is a predicted model, not a curated record.
CGGCUGCUUAACGAUAAGUCCAUGCACUGCAUGUCGUAAUCGUAAUUUGUUAAAAAAACACAUUUAAUUAAUUAAAACUUUACCAAAAUGGCACAAAGUAGGCUUGAAAAGAUUGGCACAAUCUUCACCAGAGUUCAGGGCCUCCUACGCGGUGGAGCUAUGAAACCCGAGGAUAAACCCAUUUGGUUCGAUGUGUACGCCGCCUUUCCGCCGAAACUGGAACCGCGAUUUGACAGACCUGCACCCGAGAUCCCAGUGCGUCAGAUAUUUUAUGCCGAGGAUGUUGUCCGAGCAAAGCUGCACAAAGAAAAUAGGCCCCAGGAAACGAUAUCCCUGUUUGACAACAGGCGCAGCACGCAGUCACAACAAUUCGUCCAAAUAUACCAGGACCUGAAAGGACAAGGAGCCCUCGAUGAGCAAAGGAUCUACGAGACUGCACUGGAUCUCUUGGCGGAGCAGCGCCAGCAGGCCCGCCUGGAGGCUACCCCAGAGGAAUCCCUGCCCGAGCAGGAUGAGGAAUCGAAGUCCCAGCUUCUGAGCGACUUCAAGGAGGCUGUGGUAAGCCAGCAAACCACGUCGUCGCCUGCACCACCUGCUCCCAAGGGAAAAAAGGAAGCGAACGUGGGCAUUAACAUAGACAGCUUGUUCAAGGAUUAGGCGGAAAAUCUUUUAUAAACUUAAAAUAAACUUGUUAUAUGUAAAUCAAA